CCAGUGGGCAGGGAAUGUGUGACAGGUUCCAGCCCUUCGCUCUGUCGAAAAGAUUGUCCCUCGUGCCACCCCGUAGUGUUGGGUAUCAGCAGGCGGCAGCGUAUCUAGGGCAGAGGUGGUGUUUUCUGGUGCCGUUUGCGCUGCAGGUGGAGUGACGGCGGUAUAAUGUGACAGAGACAGAUAACCGGCAUCCUUUGCCCUGAGCUGCAAAGAAUCCGCAUUCUUCAAGCCGAUCUAGUGGGCAGAUCACCGGCGGGGCAGCUGGGCAGUAAGGGGAAUUUCGCUCUGCUUGAAGCUUACAUCCGAAUCAUAAUGGAAAAUCACGUGUUUGAGUCGUUAGAAGAAAAAACAUUUCAGUAUCAGGAUUCGCUCCCUCCGCUUCCAGUGCCUUCUCUCGAAGAGUCGUUGUCUAAAUACUGUGACGCAGUAAAACCAUUUUUAAGCCAGGAGGAAUAUGAACGCACUUACAAAAUUGUGAAAAGAUUUGAAAAUGGAAUCGGCAGAGAAUUGCAUGAAAAACUGCUGGAAAGGGCAAAAGUGAGAAAGAAUUGGCUGGAAGAGUGGUGGUUGAAUGCUGCAUACCUUGAUGUGCGGAUGCCAUCUCAGCUCAAUGUAAAUUUUGGUGGUCCCGCUCCUUAUCUGGAGCAUUACUGGCCACCCAAGGAUGGGACACAGCUGGAGCGGGGGAGCAUAGCUACAUGGUACACACUGCAGUUCUGGAAUCUGUUGAGGAGGGAAAAACUUGGUGUACACAAGUCCAGGAGUGGCCCCCUGGAUAUGCACCAGUUCCGGAACCUGUUUAACACCUGCAAGGUUCCUGGAGUCACCAGAGAUGCAAUUGCUAACUAUUUCAAGACAGAGAGUGAAGGCAUCUGCCCAACUCAUGUCACUGUAAUGAGUAGAGGAAGGAUUUUCACCUUCGAGGCAGUGCAUGAAGAUCAGAUCCUAACUCCACCUGAAAUAUUAAGGCAACUAACAUAUAUUCAGAAUAUUUGUCAAACUGAACCAAAUGGAAUAGGAUUAGCGGCUUUAACCACAGAGCAGAGGACUCAAUGGGCUUUGACCCGUCAGCAUCUGGUAAACCUUGAUCCAAAGAAUUUAUCCAAUUUGGAAAAGAUCCAAAGCAGUCUGUUUGUUGUGUCUAUUGAUGAUGCAAGCCCGCAUGGAACACCCGAAGACUACAGCCAGAUGGCGUUGCUGGCCCUUGCUGGGGAUCCAACGAUCCGUUGGGGAGACAAGUCUUAUGACUUCAUCUUAUGGCAAAACGGAGUUUUCGCCUCCAACUGCGAUCAUGCGCCGUAUGAUGCCAUGGUGUUGGUAGCUAUGUGUGAUUACAUUGAUCAAAACAUCAAGGCGUGUGAAGGUCGCUGGAAGGGUUCACUUGCCGUUAGAGACCUUCCCCAUCCUGAAGAGCUUGUCUUCACCGUAGAUGAAAAAGUCACAAGUGACAUUGCUCUGGCGAAAGCUCAGUAUCAGAAACAGGGCGCUGAUCUGCAGGUAGCUAAUCUCGCAUUUACAUCCUUCGGGAAGACACUGGUCAAGAAGAAAAAGCUUCAUCCAGAUACCUUCAUCCAGCUGGCUCUUCAACUAGCUUUCUAUAAGGUCCAUGGCCGCCCUGGAUGCUGCUAUGAAACUGCAACUACCCGCGUGUUCUAUCAUGGGCGCACAGAGACCAUGAGGCCGUGCACAGUAGAAGCUGUGAACUGGUGUCAAUCCAUGCUGGAUCCAAAUGCCACGCAUGCUCUGCGCCAUGAACUAAUGCUAAAAGCAUUCGCAAAACAUAAUAAAAUGAUGAAGGAAUGUCAGCUUGGGAGAGGAUUUGACCGCCACUUGUUGGGUCUCAUGCUUAUAGCAAAAGAGCAAGAUCUUCCGCUUCCAGAACUGUAUACCGACCCUGCCUUCACAAAGAGCGGAGGGGGUGGAAAUUUUGCCCUAUCAACCAGUCUUGUAGGUUAUACGAGUAUCCACGGGGCUGUGGUUCCUAUGAUACACGAUGGCUAUGGCUUUUUCUAUAGAAUCCGUGAUGACCGGUUUGUGGUGGCGUGUACUGCCUGGAAGUCCAGCCUGGAGACGGAUGCUGAGAAGCUGUGCCGGACGGUGUUCCAGAACUUCCACGAGAUGAUACAGCUGACUGUCAGUGCUCAGCUUUAGAUGGCCGCACUCGUUACGUUGCUUUCUUUUACUGCAAAUAACAUAGCGAUGUACACGUUUUAAAUCAUGACCAGGAUACGUCCCAACUGCUGCCCGCUCAUCAAAGUACCGGUACAUACACCCCGUAUAUGUAAUAAGCCUGCUGUUCUGCAUCAUGCCCCGUUCUAACACGCGGGCAAAUCAAAUUCUGUAUCCCUAUAAGGACCAAGCAGCCUGUUUCCAUACAUUUUAUAUAGGGGUUAUUUUUCAUUAGUCUGGAAAGUCAC
Messenger RNA from Spea bombifrons (plains spadefoot toad), 2417 nucleotides. It is a transcript of the gene CROT, whose product is annotated as carnitine O-octanoyltransferase. Gene Ontology annotation, cellular component: peroxisome. The coding region runs from base 313 to 2151 and encodes 612 amino acids. The record is from RefSeq and is a predicted model, not a curated record. The transcript has 17 exons. Gene Ontology annotation, molecular function: carnitine O-octanoyltransferase activity. NCBI's taxonomy places the organism in Eukaryota, Metazoa, Chordata, Amphibia, Anura, Pelobatidae.